AAGGGCGUGUCCAUGCCUGUCAUGAGCACCGACACUGUCAUUCAAGAAGUUGCUCUGACGGGCCGAGCAGGCUAACAAAGGUGUGGCUUAUCUCCGGCAAUGCAUGAGCAUGCAGCCAGGCAUACCCAUAAAGCGCACAGCCUGGAUCUUCUGUUUCAGAAGCUGUCUACACUCGGACAAUGACACUUGAAGUUCUAUUGUGGAUCUUUACCCUGACUGCCUCGCUGAGUCCCUCAGUGAGUCGAGGUCCUGAUCUUGACGGGGUGACAGACUAUGAGGUGGUGCGACCCAUUAAACUCCACGCUCUUUAUAGGAGACACGCAGAGUCAUCAAGACCAGAAACGUUAAAGUAUGGCAUGCGGGUGGGAGGCAAAGAUAUCGAGAUGCACCUGGAGAAAAAUAGAGACCUGCUCACCAGUGACUACAGUGAGACUCGCUACCUUGAGGACGGCUCUCAAGUUACAUCCACUCCAAAGGACCUGGAUAACUGUUACUACCAUGGCAGGAUUGUCAACGAUAGUGAGUCCCUGGUCAGCUUGAGCACAUGCGAUGGACUCAGGGGCUACUUCAAGACGUCGGCCCAGAGGUAUUUGAUAGAGCCCCUGUCUGGUGACGACGCCGGGGACCACGCCGUGCUCAACUACGAGGACCAGAGCUCCACGCCGAUGACAUGUGGCGUCACCAACACAAGCUGGGACAGCAACUAUCCCCCUACCACCAGCAAAAGCCGCUCCCGCGCCGCAGGAGCGUCACUGUUCCAGCAGCAGAAGUAUGUGGAGCUGUACCUCGCGUUGGAUAACCGUGUGUACGAAAGCAUGAACAGAAGUCUCUCAGACAUACGGCAGAGGAUGUAUGAAAUCGUUAAUAUGGUCAACGCGGUGUACAAGCCUCUGAACACCUUUGUCGCCCUUACCGGGAUGGAGGUGUGGUCUAACGGGGAUCAGAUUUUGAUCACCGCUCCCCCGCGCCCCACCCUGGACGCCUUCACCAAGUGGAGGAACGAAGACCUGGUUGCCAGGAAGAAACACGACAACGCCUAUCUCAUCAGUGGUAUUGAAUUUAAAGGAGUACUUGGCCUGGCCUUCAUUGGGACGGUCUGCGCCCCUAACUCAACGGGGUUGGUGAAGGACCACCGCCGCAAGCCUAUUGCAAUGGCAAACAUCUUGGCCCACGAGAUGGGCCACAACCUGGGGAUAAACCACGACCUCCGUGGCUGUACCUGCACUGGAAAAACCUGUGUAAUGUCUGGAGCACACAGCCCUUACAUACAGCAAUCGUUCAGCGACUGUAGCAGAGGGCACUUUGAAAAAUUUCUGAAUACUAGGAACUCCGACUGCUUGCUGGACAAGCCCAGGUUUGAGGCCCUGGUCACUCCCCCGGUGUGCGGGAACGGCUUCCUGGAGAACGAUGAGCAGUGUGACUGUGGCUCCCUGGAGGAGUGCACCAACCCGUGCUGCAACGCCACCACCUGUACCCUCACCCAGGGCUCCCAGUGUGCAGCGGGAGAGUGCUGUGAGAGCUGUAAGAUCCUCCCCCCAUCCAGGGUGUGUCGUCGGAAGCAGGACGACUGUGACCUGGCGGAGCACUGCAGCGGGACGUCCCAGGACUGCCCCGAGGAUGUCUUCUCCGUCAACGGCGUCCCCUGUGAGGGAGACAGUGGCUACUGCUUAGACGGACAGUGUCCACGGAAGGAGGCCCAGUGCAAGAUGUACGGACCAUCGGCGGAGGUGGCUCGCCAGUACUGCUACGACCAGAACACCCGUGGUCUGUACUAUGCCUUCUGUAAACGACCCAGCCCAGACACGUAUAUCCCCUGCCAGCGACAGGACGUGAUGUGUGGGAAACUGUUCUGCGCCAACGGAAACAAUGACCCUAACUACGGCCGCAUGGUGAAGUUCUCUGAUUGCCAAGCAACGUUUUACGGUGACCAUAACAACGACCUUGGCCAGGUGGAUACUGGGAGCAAGUGCGGUGAUGGAAAUGUGUGCAACCAGAACGAGUGUGUGGAUCUCCACACAGCGUACAGAAACACUAACUGUUCAGCACGCUGCCAAGGCCACGCAGUGUGUAACCACAAGAAUCAGUGCCAGUGUGAGCCUGGCUGGGUUCCUCCUAACUGUGACCAGAAGGAUGGAGACUUCAACACCCUGUCCAACGAGGCCAGAACUGCUAUAGCAGUGACCAUCUCCCUGCUGGUCCUGGUUGCUGUGAUCGUGGGCGCCAUCCUCUUCUGGAAGAAACGACAGAGUCCUGGUCUACCCAGCGUCCAUCCGCGAAAACCACAUGCGGUGGACAACCCUAGUUUCUUCCACACCAAAGCAACCGUCCCCAACACACCCAAAUCAAAGUCCCAGCCGCCAAGGCCCACGAGAACUCCUCCUCCGCCUCCACCUCCCUCAUCGGCGAAGAAACCUCAAGCGCCUGCUCAAAGCUUCAUGGCUGCGCGCCAGGCUUUGAGGCCAACACCUCCACAAAGGGUGUGACUUGACAGUGUCACAGCACCACCCAGACGAGAUGGACGGAGAUGCUCAGUCAGGUCAAACACCUGCAGGAAGAAGCUUAGGAAAGUGUCCAAGUUGAUCCUUACAAAAGAGCUUCAUCAUCAACCUUCUCUGGAAAUAGAAAGGAUGAUGUUUGUGCCAAUGAUGUGCAGAAUGCAGGAUGCAGGAUGCAGAAUGCUGGA
Hypomesus transpacificus is the source of this 2683-nucleotide messenger RNA. RefSeq names its product zinc metalloproteinase-disintegrin-like batroxstatin-1. Gene Ontology annotation, cellular component: plasma membrane. Gene Ontology annotation, molecular function: metalloendopeptidase activity. Lineage: Eukaryota; Metazoa; Chordata; Actinopteri; Osmeriformes; Osmeridae. The record is from RefSeq and is a predicted model, not a curated record. Gene Ontology annotation, biological process: proteolysis.